Molecule: messenger RNA, 8401 nt
Organism: Ostrea edulis (European flat oyster)
Lineage: Eukaryota; Metazoa; Mollusca; Bivalvia; Ostreida; Ostreidae
Exons: 16
Coding region: 2964-5891 (975 amino acids)
Biological process (GO): mRNA pseudouridine synthesis; tRNA pseudouridine synthesis
Cellular component (GO): nucleus; cytoplasm
Molecular function (GO): pseudouridine synthase activity; RNA binding
Source: RefSeq, a predicted model, not a curated record
AGGAUAGGGGAUUAUUUUGGUUUAGAUAUCCUGAUGGAAGGAGACACAACGAAGGGUAACUCGAAAUUGUUGCGCUACAAUAUGGAAUAAAUCUAGAGUUAUUUCUCUUUCAACAUGGUAACGAUGAAAGUCGAACUAUAUUAUUAAAUUAGAUAUUAGUCUUUGAAUAAUAAAAUGUUUUUGUUCCACUUAAAUUAUUUACUACAAACUCCCUGCCAUUUGUUAUAAUUUUCCGUAGAAACGACACACUCUAUUAUCUCCCGUGGGUUUGGGGGGGGGGGGGGGGUGUUUCUUUUGUUUGCUGAACAUUGUUUGUUUUCUUUCAUGGGAACUGUCGUUUUAAAUAUAUAUAUAUACAUAUAUUGUUUUAUGUAUCAAAAACAUUGUGCGACUUCGUAAACAAUAUCAAUAUUUCCGUUAAUCUGUUAAAUUCGCUGUAUAUUUCCAAAAAUGAAAAUGUAACGAAAAUAUGCAGCUUUUCAUAAAAAUUUCGAAAAUCCAGGAAGUCUUAAUAUUCAUGACGUCAUAUCUAAUAACCAGCAUUCAAUUAAAGUGUAACUUAUCAGAAUAAUGUACAUACACUUUUCAUAGAGUUAGGCAUACUAGUAUAGAGCCCUUCAUACCAAAGAUAAAAAAAAUCCAAACGCGGUAAAAAAUUUAUUGAAUAAACGCUAAAAUUUCGACAUUAUAAUAUCCUAUGUCUGCUCAUUUAGGCCUACAUGAAUUAAUUUUUAAUUAAGUUUAUUUUGUGCUUUUUAAAAUUACAUGUAUCAUUAUUUUAAUCAUUUUCAUACGAAAUAGUUUGGUUACAUGAAAUAGUUGGGUAACACUUUGCCAUAAUCAACUUUUUACUGAAUUUGAUGAGCCUUUUUAAAUAUAAUUAAAGCGUUUCAAACGAAACAAUGAUUUAAAAUCUAGGAACAUUAAAUGCUGUUCAUGUUCAAAACUCUUUCCUUCAUUAAAAUCCAAGUAGAAUAAAAUAUCAUUUUAACAUGUACUCUGGUUUUUAAUUCCAUUAGACAAUCAUUACUAGGGUACUAUUACAUAAUAGUUCCUCUUGUUUAAUUAACUCUUUCAUUUUCACACUGGCUCUACCCUCCUAAUUUGACUGUGCCGUAGUGUUUUUGCCAAAUUGAAUUCGACAAUCUGAAAAUCAUGCAAUUUAAAGUUUUGGCUUGACUUUCAGAAUCUGCCUCCAGAGAAAAUGAACAAGACAUGAGCGGUCUUAAUGAAGUACCACCCUACUUCUACCGUGCUUCCGUUCAUUAUCCAAUAUAAGUGUGGAAAUAAUUAUGCACCUCUGUGACAUUAAUUCGUUAACACAUACUAACUAUGAAAUACAGUAUUUAAACUUUUAUUCGAAGCAUUAUCUGCUACGAAUAAAUCUGCAGGAAACCCCAAAUGUCACCCACAAAGAAGACUGGCUCCUUGCCGUGUUAGCAGGAAAAAGCUCUUAUAAUGCGAUUAAGCCACAUCCUGGGUAAAUACUAAAGCAUCUAUAUAUAUACACGUGUAUGUAUCAGAUUGGGAAGAACGAAUAAUGUAAAAAUACUCAUUUAUUUCCCUGAACCCUUGUGGUAUCAUAGAUAGUGUAAACAUUAAAAUUUGUGACUCUCGUUCAUUAGUCAAGAAUGAGGACGAAUCCCCACUUCUGUAUCCUUUUCGGGGAAAAGUGUGGAUUUUGUUUCAUCGAUUUUUUAUCUGUAGAAUUUCGUCGGGUUGUAAACGGCGAAACUACCCAUCGCGUGAGCCGUCUGAAGAUUCCGACACAAGUCAAUAACUAUCGCAUCACAUAGGGGUUUAGUGCGAAGUUAGUUGUCAUGGAAACAGAUUUUAGUAAAAAUGUAAUAAAGGGGUAUGUGUUAGGAGAGCUAAGACGUGAUAGAUCUAUAAAGCAAUUAUAGCACGUAUGAUGACAGCAUGAAAUUUUCAAUCAUUGCACGAAUACCAACAUUCAUUCUAAUAUAACAAGCAAUAUCGCAAUUUCCUAGAAAACUCUGUACAGUACAUGGUUGUGUAAUAUAUAAUAAUUAUAUUUUGGCAUUCAUAAUUGGUAAAAUACAUAGAUCUAUAUUCUUUGGAAAAAACAUGAAAUAUUUUCAAAAAAUAUAUAUAUAUAUUCAAAUUGAAUCAGAGUUUGUUCCAAAAAGUUUUUAUACUCCGAACCCGCAUCCUCUAGUGAGCCUCAUCUGUAUACCCUAGCUCGUACUCAGUGUGGUUGUGUUAUCACCGACAAGCAGCCAACAUCAAUUUUGAACACAUCCACUUCCCAUCGACAGGGUGCGUUAUAUUGUAUUACACGAUCGCUUUAAAUUCACAUCAUUACAGAGGUUGAAAGUGAGAUUAUUUCAAUUUGGAUUGUUAAACUUUAUAAAUACCACGAUACGUUUAACGAGAUAUAGACUUUUAAAGCUUUACCAAAAAAAAAAAAAUGAUGAAAAAAUAUAUUUAAACGUACGUAUCAACUAUGUUUGCUUUAUCCAAAAAAAAAAAAUAAUAAUAAAAUACUCAAAAGAGCUUAAAUCUGGGUAAUAAUUUGGAAAACCAUAACAUUUUGAUCUAAAUAUAUCAUAUUGUCUGUUCAAUCAAAAGUAACCCAAGAGCGAAAUAAAUUCCAUCACAAGUUUAAAUGAAAACACAUUACUUCUUUCUAUUUCUACUUUCUGUUUUACCUUUAAAAAUCCCUAUUCAUGAAUCGAAGGUACUUGUAAUGGGUUGUGUCAUUUUACCGCGCACCUUGAUCUACCUAUGCGAUAAGGAAAUACACGGCAUAUAUCCCUGUCAACACAUCUAUUUACAAUUACACCUCUAGCAAUCCAAUUUUCAAAUGUUAUCAACUAUUUACCCAUUAAUCAUAUAUCAUUUAAUUUAAAAAUUACCCCUGAUUUAUUGGGUAUGCCUCUCACCCAACCCGCGCUAAGUCACGUGACGGAAAUGAAGUACACAGAAGAUUAAACGAAAACAUGGCAGCACCCGAGACAGACGUGCCGAACUUACUCGGCGAAAAAUCGACACCCGCUAAGCUGGAGGAAAUGUCUAAAGAGGCAAGUCCAUCUUCCACCUCCUCACACUUGGAUGGUGAAAACUUGGCCGAGAAAUGUACAGAACUCCUCCAGGGACCCGAAACGGGCAGCUCCCAGUCCACCACCCCAAAUCUACUCACAACCAAGCUCCUCCCAGAUCCCAGCAUUAUGCCAGAAGAGAGAAAGCCCAUUAUCAAAGGAAACCUCACAGAGAAACUUCUUCCAGAUCAAUGUGUACUUCCGGAGGAACCACGCCCCCCUUGGAAAGGGACACUGGUUCAGUGUUCCAAACUUUGGUCAUACCUUUCUGGAAUCUCAACCUUUGAGAGGGCCAAUAUGUUGAGGAAAGGGAGGGAGGUGCAUAAAAUUUAUGUGGAGGUUAUCAAAGGAAAAACAUUUCUGGAUGACCAGUUUUCCUACACCGAGUUUGGUCGUAUGGUGCUGCAGAAUGGGACCAUCAGGGCGGGGCGGGCUAAAAAUGCCAAACAGAUUGUGGUAGCCCGGGAGACAUUGUACUGCAGUGGGUCUGGGGCGUGUAAGCGAGCCUGCGGUGGAUACGGAGAGUGUGUUGCAGGUUGUGAAAAGACCAAAAUGAGAGGGCACAAGUGCAGCUACAGAGUAAAGCUCACCAUGCGCUUAGGAUACGUCAACCAUUGGUUCGUGGAGGUCCUGGGAGACCACGAUCAGUUUGGAUCCCUCAAUGACUCUGUCCCCACCCCUUCAAGGUUAUCUCCCAGUUGUCAUAAAGUUGAGGAUGCUGGUAGUUCCCCUAGUCCUAGUAAUGAUCUCAACAUGAUGCAUACCAAACCCUCUUCUCCAAACACACCACACCAUUUAAAUGGUCCUGAGUCCUAUGUGACCAUGGUGCCCAAAGUCACACUUGCCAUGUCUACAACCUUGCCGAACUCUUUUCACAGUGCUUUGCCAAAUGCCAUUUUUACAGCCCCAUCGAUGAAUUUGCCAGUAAACUUGCCAGUACUCAGCCAACAGACCAUUAUACCUAGCCCAAACUUGCCAUUGUUCAUGACUGCAGGGACAAAUAUUCAGAGCCAGGAUUCCUCUUACAUGGGGAUGGUGAUGCAGGAUUUCAGCCAUCAGGAUGUUCCACUUCCAUUGGUGAAAAUGAAGAGGGAACCCAUAGACAAUGGGUACCAUUCUAAACUUAAUCCCAUGGACUCCUUGGAGUCGAACACUAGUGACAACUUUCAUUUAAACACACCAAAGAUGUCUAAUUCAAGCAGAGCCAAAGCUAGAAAGAAAUUUACUCCUUACCAGGUGAUAAACACCACACAUAAAGAGAACCAAACCAAACAAGAUGUUGCAGACUCUACCACACUGUGUAACAGUGACCAACAGAGAAAUGGAAACCAAAGAGGUACACCGGAAACCAAUGUCAGGCGAGAACUGAGAGACUUAGUGGCCAAACGAGAGCUCGACAGGUGCUUGGGAGUUCAGUCAAACCAAAAAGAAGAAGAAAUCAGUGACAGUUUGCGGCAACUGAUAUCUGAGGGAGAAAUAGAGAAUGGAUACACAUACAUUUGGGACGAUGAACUGACAACGGAAAACGGAAAGGCAGAUAAGGUAGAGGGCAGCACUGAGGCCCAGGAUUUGAUGACGAGAGUGCGUCAGCUGGAGUCUCAUGUAAAACAGCUAAGAAAUGUUGUGCUCAAAGGCCAGGGUGACGGGCAGGUCAAGAAAAAGGCAAAGGGCAGAGAGUUUGACUUCAGGAAGUACAACACUCGACAUAUUGCCCUGAAGAUCUUGUACCUCGGCUGGGACUAUCAUGGCUUUGCUGUACAGGAGGACACAGAAAAAACCAUUGAGACAGCACUGUUUGAUGCUCUUCUCAAAACCAAGCUCAUCGAGUCCAGGGAGACCUCCCACUACCACCGCUGUGGACGGACCGAUAAAGGUGUCAGUGCUUUUGGGCAGGUCAUCUCCAUUGAUGUUCGUACAAAUCUUCUAGAAGGGACUGGGGUUAGAAUUAGGGAAGGUGGCACUGCACAUGAACGUCCAGGAGAUAAAACGACAGAGCUGCGCUUCUGUUACAUCCUGAAUAAAGUUCUUCCUCCAGAAAUUCGAUGCCUGGCAUGGGCGCCAGUUGAUCCCAACUUUAGUGCUAGAUUUGACUGCAAGAAGAGAACAUACAAGUAUUUCUUUCCAAAAGGAAGUUUGAAUUUACAGGUGAUGCAAGAGGCUGUGGACAAGCUGAUUGGAGAGCACGAUUACAGGAAUUUCUGUAAAAUGGAUGUCGGAAAUGGGGUUGUAAAUUACACAAGGAAAAUUGUGUCUGCUGAAAUAUCAACUGCAGAUGAAGCAGAGGAAGGUUACCAGAUGUGUGAGCUGACCAUUGUGGGGCUGGCAUUUCUGUGGCAUCAGAUUCGCUGUAUUGUAGCUAUGUUAUUCAUGAUUGGGCAGGGAAAGGAGAAACCGGAGAUCAUUGACGAGUUACUGGAUGUUGAAAAGAACCCGAGAAAGCCCCAAUACACAAUGGCAUCAGAACUUCCUCUGAAUUUGUUUGAUGCUGAGUUUGCAGCAGAUGUAGAAUGGAUAUAUGAAGCAGAUUGGCAUGAAGAGAACAUUAAACACCUGCAGCAAGUGUGGGCACAGCAUACAAUCAGGGCAUCAAUGAUUAAGAAGAUGUUGGAGGAAAUGGACAAGGCAAAAGUGGAAACAGAUAGUGACAUUGCUCCUUGGGCUGACUUGAGUGGCCCUGUCUGUAGCCAGGCUGAUUGGGUCACACCUACGAAAGGCAAAGUCCACAAACCUCUCCUAGAAAGACAAUUGUGUGACAGCUUAGAAGACAGGAUGGAGCAUUAUGCUAAAAGGAGGAAAAUAUCUUCAGUUGCCAGCACUGAGGAGACUUGAUGGGGGCUGAUGUUCAGUGACUGAACUUCUAAUUCAGAUGAAUCUACUUUCUCUGACAACAGUGUGUUCAAGCGAACCUUGUUGGUAAAGAGAUGUAUUCCAAGAGAUGUAAUUAUCGAUAGACAGGACAGGGCACAGUAAUUCUUUUUUAUAUGUGGAGUGCGAGUAGAUAUGGAAAGAUGUGUAGCAUAAAUUGUUAUAUUUUGUUGUUAUUUAAGCUGUUUUGUUGAUAAGUAAGAAUUUCCCUCUUGAUAUUCAUAGGGAGCUGGUUUUAAGUGACAUUGUAAUUUUACUCUGUGAAAAUUUUGUGUUGCCAAACGAUUUAGAUUUAUAAGCGAAGGCUUUCAUUUACAUGUAGUUGUUAUUUUUUUAUGAUUUUAUAGAUGAUUUGGAGUCUUUGCAUUUGUCAAGUUUUAUCUCUAAUUGUAAAAACCAACACAUACUUAUGUAUUUAUGUGUUCAUGAUAACCAGUGGCCAAGAACUAGAAGAAGCAUUUCAUGGAAGAGAAAGUGUCCAGCGAUAUACUUCACCAGAGGCUUGGACAGAGGCUGUAUAUGUUGCUUUAGUUUGUUAUUACAAUUAUUUGUUUAGAAUAAUUUCAUGACAAAGUCUUCUUUAUACACACAUUUGAAAACUUAUUUUUAAGGAAUGGUGUGCCAUAUUCUUUCUGUGUCUUUUUUUUUUUUUUUUUUUUUUUUGGUGGUAUAAGCGGUGUAUUGUGCUAAUUUUAGCCGACAGUGUCAAUGAUUUGUUUAUGUUCCUGAGUGAAUUUAUAUAAUGCAAUACCAUAUUGCUGCCACAGAAUCUCUAGUCAGUGGAUUUUGUCUCCUAAAUACAUAAGGUUGCACUUCAAAUGAUUUAUCGCCAGUUCUCAUGUUAUCAUUAUUUAGAUGGUAGUUGUUAAUUAUCAGUCUUACGAUAUAUUAGUAACAAUGUUGUUGGAUAGUAAUUUUUUAUUUAAGAAUUUAGAAUAGCUAUUGUUAUUUUUUAUUGAGUUAAAAACAUGACUUUUUUUUGUGUAUGUUAAAUACUCUAUCAGCAAGAGGAUUUGGAUGAACUUUUAAAAAUACUAUUUAAAAAAAAUCACUCAAGAGUAAGAAAUUGGUAUUAUCUUAGAUUAAGGACUCAUGGCAAUAACAAUAUUCUCAAUCUUUUAAAUUGUUAUUAUAUGUAGUCAAGUGCAUAAGUUUACAGACUUGAGCUUUUGCUGUUGGUGGACAGGAAUACUCAUAUUCACUCAAGGUGCAUAUUAUCUAUAGUUUAUAUAUAUAUAUACAGUUUAUAUAACAAUGUUAUUCUGUGUUAUAAGGUUACAGUAAUGAAAGAGCUUCCAUGUCAUCUUGUUGUUUGUGAAUGUUACACCAUAAUGCUUAUAUUCGGUACGACUGAUCUUGAUUGACCUCUUUCCAUGAAAGAAAAUCGAUUUAUUGGAUGAUCUGACAUUUUUAAAGCAAUAAAUCAGACAUUGUGCACUAUUUCAACCCAUUUUCGAAGAACUGUAAUCUUAAAAUUUUUAGCGAGGAAAAGUCGCAGUACUUAAAAGCGCUUAUGAUACCAACUUGAAUUGACAAAUGAAAUUUUUAUGUACUAGUAUUGUAAAGUUCAUGCCUUUCUUUUAUAGAACAUAUUUAGUAGAAUGUGUUGUUAUGGCAACUUUUUUUUUAGAAUUAGAUAAUUGUGCCAAAUAUUGUGUCUGUUGAUGUAUGUAUUGUGUGUUUAUAUACAUCUUGUAUUGAGUGUUCUAGUCGAGGUUCUGGGUUUUUUUCUGUUUUCUUGAUUGGAAUAUAUAAAAUAAUAAUCUAUAUUAUGUCUAUGUAUAAUGCUGCUAGUCUUUAAAACCACACACACUUAAUGUGGCAGAAGAUGGGAACUUUCAUAAAAAAAAUUCUGAUAUUUAAGAAAAUAUCACAUUACUACUUUUUUGUUGUUGUAAUUUUCGAAACCAAAGUAUACUUUUAUAGCAGAUGUAGUUUGAAUUUGAAUUGUUUUGUUUGAUGCAGUUAAGUGAAUUUAAAAUGGUACUUCUAGCAAGUGUUUUUCACAUUUAAUGAAUUAACCAAAGUUCAAUAAUUUUUGCACGUACAAGAUGGCUUUAAUGGUUUAUACUUUAAAAAUGUUUAUGAAGUUAUGGAAAAUCUAUAAUGAGAUUAUUUGAACAUUUAGUGCAUUUGUCAGGGUAUACAUAUUGUUCAAACAAGAUUGACUUUGCCAUUGUGAAAUACUUACCCCAUGAUUCAAUAUGAAUAAUUCAGAUAGUCAUGCAUGUACUGGCUGUACUUAUCAUCACUAUAAAUUAAUAACUUUACCCAGUGGUUUUCUUUGAAAUGGUGCAUAUAUUGAUUGAUGUCCAGUGAGCUUCCCUUUGGAAUCAUCUAAUAUAAGAAGGCUUCCAUAUUAGACAUUCACUUACAGCUGUUAUUGCCAGACUUUUUUGAAACUCGUUUUUUAAUUGAAUAUAUUGAUGUACAUUGUUGAUAUAUUCAAUGGAAUAAAGUCAAGAUCUUGUAAA